AUGUCAGAAGCUAAAAACAAGUGGAUAAAUUCAGGAAGAUUCUCACUGUUUGAUGACACCAAAUCAGCAGAGUUCAGUGUGAUGAUCAGAGAGCUCACUGUACAGGACACGGGGACGUACCAGUGUGGAGUUGAUUUCCCCUCGGUGAUAGACAUUUACACACCGGUGGAACUGAAGGUAAAGGAAGGUGUUGUGGGAGCUAGAGACGUGACUGCAUACGCAGGGGCGAGAAGCAACAUCAAGUGCAGAUAUGAGGACGAGUACAAAUACAAGAAGAAAUCUUUCUGUAAGAUGGAGCCAGAUCGGUGGGGUUUUAAACAUAUAAGUACACAUCCAAACAGUGAAUGGUCACAUGAUGGCAGAUUCUCAAUUCAUGACAACAGAAGUGCAGGAUUCUUCAGUGUGUUUCUCAGAGAGCUGAUUACGGAGGACGCUGGAACGUACGCGUGUGCUGUUGUUUUGGAGGAUGAAACGGAGAUCUACACUGUACUGACGCUGAAUGUAAGAGAAGGUGAGUUGCUGAUACAAUGCUAUGAUCCUGUUUAUACAUGUAACUUUAGGUUUUACUAAUCACAUGUAACAUAGAGAUCAGUUUUACACUAGUUUAUGUUUUGAUGGAGUUAUACUAUAUAAAGUUACCGUGUUGAUUUGUCAGAAUGUUGUAUGAUGGACGUAUUAUAUAUAUAUAAUCUGAUCUGAUUGGUUGUGAUUUGCAGAUCUGUCCUAUGAGAAGUCCAUCAGUGAGACUGUCUAUGCAGGACGAGAUUUGACGGUCAGCUGUAAAUACCCAGAAUUCCUAAGGAAUGCCCCAAAGUUUCUCUGCAAGAGGCCUAGAUUGGCUGCUUGUUUAUAUAAUACAACUGUUCUAGAAAGUAGAAAGUAUGUAAACGAGGGGAAAUUCUCCCUGUAUGAUGACCGAGAAAGACAAAUGUUCACUGUGAGUAUCAAACAUGCGACUGAGCAGGACUCCGAGGAAUACUGGUGUGGAGCUGAAGUAGACUGGAAAUCUGAUCAUGGAUACAAGGUUUAUUUCACACGGAUCAACCUGACCGUUACUGGUGAGUUAUGAUGAGCGGUUCAAGAUGUUGGGCUACUGAUCGGAAGAUCGUGAGUUCAAAUCGUCACUGUUGGGCC
Messenger RNA from Ictalurus furcatus (blue catfish), 1134 nucleotides. RefSeq names its product polymeric immunoglobulin receptor-like. Bases 1 to 570 code for a protein of 189 amino acids. The record is from RefSeq and is a predicted model, not a curated record. The transcript is spliced from 2 exons. Lineage: Eukaryota; Metazoa; Chordata; Actinopteri; Siluriformes; Ictaluridae.